Blastocystis hominis is the source of this 710-nucleotide messenger RNA. RefSeq lists its product as hypothetical. NCBI's taxonomy places the organism in Eukaryota, Bigyra, Opalinata, Blastocystidae. The transcript is spliced from 5 exons. The record is from RefSeq and is a predicted model, not a curated record. The coding region runs from base 1 to 342 and encodes 113 amino acids.
AUGCUUUGUCGUGGGGGAGUCUGCUCAGUGCGGCUCCUAUCCUAUUGCUUCCGGUGGAGGCAGUGUUUGCCCCAUUCAGUCAAGUCUCUAGGAAAGCAAUGGCAGGUGAGUCAAACGAGCAAAGAGAUUCGCCGGAUGUAUUCGCUCAUUUCUCAACUCGAAGACAAAACAAGAUCAAAAGAAAUGGCGAGUGAAGUCGAAGAGGAAAAACAAAAAGCCAUCAAAAUCAUUUUACACAAUGAUCCCAACAGAGGACGAUAUAAGGAGGAUAUUAUGCGGGUGUUAGAUAAGGAGAAUUCUCUCACAGACCAGGCAAGGUGUCUUCUUUUCGUGCGAUUUUAGGAAAUCAACCUUGUUUUCCGCUAUCUUCUCCAGAGGAAAUACUAUCAGAACAUUAUUGACAUGACAGAAGUACUAAACUUGCUGGAAAGAAUGAGUGCAUUGCGUUCUUCUGCAGAGCUCAUCUUCAAAGCUGCCUCCGUCCAGAAGAAUAUCCGAAUCACCACGCUCAUCGCCAAUAUUCUUUCUCCAGACCCGGUUUCUCAAAGUCUGCAUAGCGGAUUCAUGAAACGGCUGUGUAAAAACCCAGUUCUUGAAGCGCAACAAGUGAGCACGCUGAUCUCCGUAAAGAAGCUGGAGGAAGCUCGCGUCAUUCUCGAUUCCUGGCCAAAGAGCCGAUUUUUCAAUCCCGUGAUUUUGUCCUCCUUGCU